This is a messenger RNA of Musa acuminata AAA Group (dessert banana), 1432 nucleotides long. RefSeq names its product GDSL esterase/lipase At5g55050-like. The coding region runs from base 162 to 1250 and encodes 362 amino acids. Lineage: Eukaryota; Viridiplantae; Streptophyta; Magnoliopsida; Zingiberales; Musaceae. Gene Ontology annotation, molecular function: hydrolase activity, acting on ester bonds. The transcript is spliced from 5 exons. The record is from RefSeq and is a predicted model, not a curated record.
AUGGAAGGGCCCGGUCCUUUCCGCGUUCAAUACCACUUCCUCCCCGCUCCAAAGGGAUGUACGUACGCACCCUCUGCUCUGCCACGUCUUUAAAGCCACGCCACAGCCACCUCCUGCAGGGAUCAUUCAAUUGAUCUCCUCCAAGGAUCCUCCCACAUACCAUGGCCUCUUCGUCUUCCUCCACGCUGGUGACCGUCGUUGUGAUUCUGUGCUGCUGGUACGGUGGCUGUCAAGCGCAGACCGAGGUCUCGGCGGUGUAUGUCUUCGGCGACUCCCUCGCCGACGUCGGCAACAACAACCACUUGGGGCUGUCCCUUCUGAAGGCCGACUUCCCGCACAACGGCGUCGACUUCCCCGGCCACAAGGCCACCGGGCGGUUCAGCAACGGCAAGAACUCCGCCGACUUCCUCGCUGAGAAACUGGGACGACCGACCUCUCCUGCUUACCUUUCUAUACCCUCGAGCUCUAACAACACCGAUGAGUUCCUCGGCGGUGUCAACUUCGCCUCGGGUGGUGGUGGAGUCCUGGAUUCUACCAACAAAGACCAAUGCAUCUCAUUCAACAAGCAAAUAGACUACUAUUCUUCAGUAUACGCAGCCUUAGUUCAGCAGCUAGGCAGUGCUCGAACACAAGCUCAUCUGUCCAACUCCGUCUUUGCCUUGGUCAUCGGAAGCAACGACAUACUCAACUACGUCAAGUCCAGCUCCGCCAACAAGCUCAAGAACCCUCCACAGCAGUUCGUUGACUCGCUGAUCUCAUCGCUGCGAGGACAAUUAAAGAGGAUAUACAAUCUCGGCGCACGCAAGUUUGUGUUCAUCGGCACGGGACCGAUCGGUUGCUGCCCAGCACAAAGGCAUCAGAACAAGACCAGGGAGUGCAGUGUCGAAGCCAAUUACCUCUCGGUUCAGUACAACAAGGGUGCUUCUUCCCUGCUGCAGGAAAUGUCAGAAGAACUCAGCGAUCUGAGCUACUCCUACUUCGACACCUACACCGCACUGCUCGAGUACAUCAACAAUCCAGAUGCUUAUGGAUUUGUCGAAGUGAAGGCCGCCUGCUGUGGGCUGGGUGAUCUGAAUGCUAAGAUCGCUUGCCUGCCAAUCUCAAGCUAUUGCUCCAACAGGAAGGAUCAUAUCUUCUGGGAUCUCUUUCACCCAACAGAGGCUACUGCUGGGAGACUAACAAGCACCGCUUUUGAUGGAUCUGUGCCGUAUGUGUAUCCUAUGAACAUAAGACAGCUUGUUGCCAUGUGAGCUAAACAUACACUUGUAUGGUCAUGGAGAGAUAUAUGAUGAAGAAAUCCAAUUGUAAUCUGAGUAAGAUAUGGUGCCGUAUAAGUUACAGAGAGAGGGCAAGAGAGUUGUGAAGUUGGAUGGAGGACGCAUGUUGAGGCAUCUCGCAACUUUUAUAGAGAUUCUUCCAACUUUGCAGAGUA